Molecule: messenger RNA, 959 nt
Organism: Phialemonium atrogriseum
Lineage: Eukaryota; Fungi; Ascomycota; Sordariomycetes; Cephalothecales; Cephalothecaceae
Exons: 1
Coding region: 72-644 (190 amino acids)
Source: RefSeq, a predicted model, not a curated record
AGUAGAUAGCGCAUUGUCCGCCUGGCCAUCGAUUCACGCUUUAACCACUCGGUACUUGAUCCAUUAGAACGAUGACUUCGACGGCCCAACGAAUCUCUACCAUUACGGUUGAUCCAAUCACCAGCGACGGCAAAGAUGCCGGAACCCUCUUGACGCCGGCCUCCAAGGUAUCGAACGCGCACGUAGAGCUGUCGGUCAAGGACUUCCAGACCUUCAUAUCCUUCAUCUUCAGCAUCUCCAUCUUCGGCGCCUCGACCUUCGCCGUCAUCGUCGGGCAGAUGACGGACCCCGCCGACAUCUGGAAGCCGGGCCCGCCGCCCUUCACCAUGUCGCGGGUCCGCACCUUCCUCGCCGUCGCGUGGCUCUGCUUCGUCCUCGCCCUGGCCGUUGCGGGCUACUCGUCGAGCGUCCUGACGCUCUGGCGGCAGAGGGCGGGCGGGGAGUACGACGGCGCCUGGGUCAGGAAAUGGGACGCGUUUGGGAUUGCGGCCUCUGCCCUGUUGCACCUUCUGAUAGUAAUGGCCUUCUUGUUUCUCUCCCUGGCCCUGGUGGCCUACGUGGGCGUGGUGGGCUGGAUAGCUGUGGGAUUUUCGUCCUUGGCUCUCUUCUUCGUGGCGCAAUUGUCUAUUUUCCAGUGCUUGUAAGUUAAGACUUAGCCCAACUGUCUUCCCAGACUCAGUCAUAUAGUUCAGAAUUUGAUAUUGUCUCCCAAUGUCUCUAACCUUUUAUCCCAGGGGAUAUUUAACGCAACACUAGUACCUCUUUAACUUGUCAGCCUAGUACUAGGUAGUCCUGCCGUCUAGUCUUCCAUUCCGUCAACUUUAGGAGUUACAUCUUGGCUGAAAGUCUUGCUAUCGGAAACUGCGUGGAACUGGAACAGUCUAGGCUUAGAGGAACUUCAUUUAGUAAAGCGGUGAAACAUUACAUAGAUAGGUCAUUCAAUAGAGAUACUUCAUAAA